Messenger RNA from Lytechinus variegatus (green sea urchin), 4652 nucleotides. RefSeq lists its product as uncharacterized. The transcript has 15 exons. The record is from RefSeq and is a predicted model, not a curated record. The coding region runs from base 146 to 2938 and encodes 930 amino acids. NCBI's taxonomy places the organism in Eukaryota, Metazoa, Echinodermata, Echinoidea, Temnopleuroida, Toxopneustidae.
CAAACAACUUAAAAACUCUGUUCAUCGAAAAUUCUGCAUGCAGCUCAGAACGAACGCGAGUAAACAAAAACGGGAACCAAUUUGAUACAAUUAGAACGGGAAAAACAGGAAUUGGCUCCUCAUUAAUUGCAAGCUAGACGUCAACAUGCCCGAGAAUGGUGCUGCUGAAAUGGUGGAGGACCACAUCCGGACUUACGUCCUCUCUAAGAUGGUCCGAGUCGCAGAGUUCUUCAAAGAUUUUGACAGUUUAAGAUCUGGCUUUGUAACACGUGCUCAGUUCCGAAGAUGUCUCGACCAAGGAUUCAAUCUAAACUUAUCAGAAGAUAUUCAGGAAGCACUCAUUGCUAAAUAUGCAUCUAGGAAGGAUGGCACCGAUCUUGUCAAUUACCAGAGGUUUGCAGAUGUCAUUGAAAGAACAUUUCAACCAGAUAAACUACAGGAAAGACCAGAGACACAAAUUAUCAAGGCACCAGAAAUUCUUGGGACGUCUCGGACCAUCCGACCACUAAGCCCUGCUUCACAGAACCGCAUUACGGCCAUGAUUCAACAAAUUGCCCCUUAUUACAAAUACCAUGAGAUUACCAUUCGGAGCUGUUAUGAGGAUUUUGACAAGCAUAACAAAGGCAUCAUAACAGAACCUCAGUUCUUCCGUAGUUUUCCAUAUCCACCUGGAAUCAGCGAAGAUGACGUGAAGCUCUUGGCCAAACGAUAUCGCGAUCCAACCAAAGAAGGCAUCUGCAACUAUCUCAAUUUUCACAAUGAUGUGGAAAAGGCUAAAGAGGGAAUGGAAGAGAAGCUAUUCGAAGGCAAACCCCCUGCAAAUUACAACAUUCCUAAAGAGAUUGAAGCUGACAACGAACUCAGUCAAAUCUUCGCCAAGAUCCAAGUAGCCAUCCACAAGUACGGCAUCCGUACGCCGGAGUUCUUCCGCGAUCACGACAAGCUCCGAAGCUACAUCAUCACCGAGAACCAGUUCAAGUGCGGUCUGCUGCUGUGCGUGGGCAACAAGGUCACCUUGACGAGGGACGAGGUGCAGAAGCUUGUGGAUUACUACAAGAGACCCGACGGCAGGGUGCACUACAAGGAAUUCUGUGAUCUCAUGGAAAAUGCUUUCAACGACCCUAAUCUUGAGAAGAAGCCAACCACCGAGGUUUAUCGCCCGCGACGAGGAGAGCUCUCGAGAACCCUAAACACGUUGAACUCGCCAAAGGAAGAAGAAAGGUUGAACUUCAUCUUGGACAGGCUCUCCGCCGAUGUGAAGAAAAGGAGGCUGAUGAUGAUACAGUACUUCCAAGAUUAUGACAGGAGCAAAGCCUACACCCGCAACAUGACAAAAAUUCAGUUUGGAAGGAUGCUUCACUUCUUGUCUCUAAACGUCGGCAAGGAAGAUUUUGAGAUUCUCUGUCGGAAGUUUGAAGAUCCCACCAGCAAGGAUACAAUCAACUACCCAGCCUUUGUGCAGGCUGUCGAUAAAGAAUACAUUGGCUUUACGACUGAUAAGAGCGGUGAUAAACCUAAGAGAAGGCCCAAGACUCCAACAGCUGACAAACCAAUUGAUUCAAGCAACGUUGAUGUCGCAGAGCUCGUGGCUCGUAUCAGACAUCAUAUUCUCGCAAACAGAAUACGAGUUUGUGAAUACUUCCAGGACUUUGACCCCCUAAGGGAGAGGUCCAUUCCACGUAGCAAGUUCCGCAUGGGUCUCAGUGCCAUGGGACUGAGUGCUCUAGGUCAGUUCAACAUGACUGAGCCCCAGUUCAAAGCUCUCAGUGAGACCUAUGCAGACCCCACUAACCCAGAUGCUGUUCUUUGGCAGAACUUUGAGAAGGAUAUUGAAACAGUUUUCACUCAAGUGGUUCCGAAUCUGGAGAAAACCCCGACCAGCACCGUGAUCCCCACCGAACAGUUCUUGAUGGACAAACCAGGCACAACCGACUGGAGCUCGGCACCGGGCGAGGUGCACGUCACCUUCGAGGAGGCCAUGAACCGCAUGAGGGAGCGCGUGGAGCAAAGGCGCGUCCUGCUCAAGCCUUGCUUCGAGGAUUUCGACAAUCACAACAUGGGGAUUGUCACCAAGAACCAGUUCCGUCAGUGCCUGUUCUACCUCGGCCUGAAUGCUUCCGAAGACGAGAUGCUCGUACUGGAGGCCAAGUAUACCAACAACAUGGGGUUCAACUACACGAGGUUCCUGGAGGAACUCCAGCCGAAACCUCAACAGGAACUGAAGUAUGUCCAACGUCUGCAGGAGCUUGAGUUGGUGAACAACAGGACGGUAUCCCUUGAGAAGAACCCUCUCAAGGAUGCAGAGAGUAUCAUGGAGAAGGUUAAGACUAAGGUAAUGAAGGAAAGAAUGAGAGUGCAUGAGUUCAUGCGCAACUAUGACAAGCUUCGUACGGGUCGUAUGCUAACUGAGAAUUUCAGACGCUCCUUGGACAAUGCCGGUCUUGGUCUGCAACCCUCAGAAGUAGACAUCCUUAUCAGAACGUUCCAGUCACCAAGCGAUCCCAAGUUCGUGGAAUGGCUUCUAUUCAGUGAUCACGUAGAGAGUAUCUUCACGUUGAAGAACCUGGAGAAGGAUCCUCUCAUCACGCCGGAGCAGUUCAAACCAGCCGUUCAGGUGGAGAAGAACGUACUCACUCCAGGAGAAGAGAAGAUUCUUGCAAACACUGUCGAAAGACUCGCACAAAAGGUCCACAAGGGACGCAUUCAGCUUUAUCCACUGUUUGAGGACUAUGACAGAGUCCACAACGGCACCGUCUCCCAGUCACAGUUCCGUCGCGUCCUUAGCGAACUCGAGCUCGGAUCCCUGGUCAACGAAGUUGAACUCGACGUCCUUUGGAAAAAAUUUGAGAUCGUGAUUGGUUUGAAGACUGAUGUGGACUAUUGCUCCUUCUGUGAUUUAAUCUACAAGAAAGCAAAUAUUGAACUCUUCAGACCAUGAAUGGUUUCUUGCUAAAUAGAUCUUAAUAACAUUUGAAUAUUCAUAGGGAGAAAGGGUUAUGUUUUUUUAGAUGCCCUGUACUUGUUCGAAACCAUGGAGAUAUUACUGUGUUUGCAAUUUCAGUUAAUCGUUAAAGCUAAGAAAAUUCUCUGUCUGGAUUAUUUCAUGAUUCAGACAAUCUGCAAGACUUAUAAUCAAAAUGAGAAAUACAGGAAAAAAAAAUUUCUUAAAGAAGUCUUGGUAAUACUUCUUUCUGUCAUUGAGAAAAAAAAAAUCCUUGUAUUCUAAUUACAUUCUCAAACAUUUUUUUUAAUGUUCAUUUCUGUAAUUAUUUUUACAGUGUCAAUUCUGAGUGUACAUACAUGUACUCCUGAACUUUGAAACUCAUUCCUGUGUUGUGUUGGUGACCUGUACAAAAAAUCUAUAAAGAAGUGUGAAAUAUCUGUGUACAUACACAACUGAACUAUACAUGCAGAAGUGCAUGAAAAUAUGAUAUGACAUUUUACUGUAAAAUGACACCUUCGGAUAGGUGGAUAAUUUAAUUACUGUAUAUACAUGAAUAUACAUGACAUGUCAGCAGCUUAUAGUCUGUACUAUGCAGAAUAUAUUAUAUUGGAAAUUCAUAUUUGUGCGUAAUUCUACCGUCAUAGAGAAAAAUAUUGACUAGUAAAUAAUGAUAAAAAAGUUUUUAUAUUUAUGUCUCAUAUUUAUUGUGUAAUAUAUAAAUAUUCACUGUAUUUCGAUUGUUUCAGCUGCAUUUUCCACCGCAAGACAUUACCUAGUGCCUAUGUCAGCUCACCUAUUAAGGAAACUUUAAAGUGUUUUCUACUUUAUUUAUUGUAAAGAUAUUUUAUCGUGUCAAAUCUACUUAAUAUUUUAUCAAGUCGUCCUUAUAACCCUGUGAGUCAACAUGGCCACUUGGGAUAGCUUGUCAAGGUGAUUUCUCAAAAAUAACAUGUCAUCGCCAAAAUAUAUUUUUUUUAGAAAUGAACUUGACAAGAUACCUCUAGUCACCUUGUCGACUUGAUAAUUUGAUUAGUUACCAUGAUGGUUUAAAUGACUUGAAAAGAUAAAAUAUCUUGCCAUCUCAUGUGGUAGCAAGUCAUUUUAAAGAUUCCAUUCUGAUUUGUGGUAGAAGCUUAGCUAUGCAAAUAUUCAAUGGAAUCACCAAUAUCUAUAUGCAAUUUUAUUGUCAGUGUAUAGAAAGAUGUUUAAUAUAAUAUGUGGAUGCCUUUUUGUUGAUAACAUACCAUAUGCAUCUAUAUAUAUUUCCAUACCAACCGAAAAUUCAGUAUUUUUCUCGCAAGUCUAUCUAUUCAAAUAUUGAAACUAUCCGUCCUACCUACAGUUGUAUUAUGGAGAUAUUUUUCCUACUCGGUGGGUGAUUUCAAGUUCAGUGUUGACCUUGGUGUUAGGUAAUUUUUUAAACACGAUUAUAACACCAAACAAAGAAGAUGGUCCUGAAAAGUCACUCACUAGUUGUUGAGAUGUCAAUAAUGUGAUCUGGAUCAGUUUUACAUACUCUGAAUAAGUUUUGGAGCUAGGGUAGGCAAUCCAAAUUUCAACACCAACACCGGACUUGAAAUCACCCAGUAUGUUAAGUGCACUUCAAGCUGUAUAUUGGUGUAUGUUAGAAGACUUCAUGUUUUUCUUCCACUCAUAUUCUGAAUAUUGAUGAAAUGUAAAAUUUGAUUGAAAUAAAAAUUUCAGUGUU